AUGGCAUCCAAAGAGAAGCCCGAACAGGGUCUCAAAAACCCCGAGCCGUCUCUUCCUUCAAAGGAAAAGAAGGAGCCAAAGUAUCAUGUCUAUAUCCGACUUCCCUUCAAUCGCGGCGACUUCGUCGAUCCCCCGCCAAUGGACUGGGACGAAAGGAAAUCCGAAGCACUGUGGGGCAUCAUUUCUGGCGCCUCGCAGACCGAGAUCGACUGGGAUGACCUUGCUGUCAAGUUCGACGUCACGGUUGAGUUCUUGCUACAGAUGGCCUCGUAUCUUGCCGAGCGCCACAACUCGCAGCUCAGAGCCCAGAUGCAGCGUAAGGCCGCUAUAACUAGAGGCUCGACUGCCCCUUCCCCUGUGCCUGGGGCUGAGCCCGUCGGGUAUGCGACGGCCGAGGCCAUGCGCCGGACUGGCUCUGGAGGUGGACGCACGCCGUCAGCACUCUCCAUACGCAAGGAAACGCCUGCCCCCAAGAGUGACGGAAACACGGCUCCCACACCAACCAAGACCACCCUGCCCCUGCGGCCCACUGUCUCACGAAACUCGUCAGCCAACACGGCUGUCUUGACGCAGAUUCAGAUCGCCAACAAGGCAACUAAUAAUAGGCUGGCCGACUCGUAUCGGCCCAGACUCCCGUCGCUGCCUAUCUCGACAGCUUAUGCAAACCCCACACCCAAACCCGGCCAAGACGCCGAGCUCCCGCCUCCUAGCCCCGCCGCGUCGACAUCGUCACCAACGUCAUCCUCGUCUGACAGCCCAGUCCAGAGUCGCAUCAUUCGCCGCCCUCCUCGCUUCCAAGCCGUCGACGCAGCUGGGGACCUAGACGGUGACGACGAGGCCGAACCUGCCUUCCUGCCCUUCAAGGCGCAAAGCCCCACGUCCAUUCGGGGCCAGGAUAUGGGCGCCACGCUACGAGGAGAUGUCCGUGACUUUGGGCGUCGCUUGCCAAAGACUGAUCACAAGGACCAGAUCCACCACUCACAAACCUCGGACUCAUCGACAAGCUCAGCAGCCAUGGUGCCUCGGCAGUCGACAAAUAACCGCAAGCCUCCGGGGCCACUUUCCCCACGCCGGACAGCUGAGCUCGUAGGCCGAAGCCCCACUGGAAAGGGCAAAGGAAUGUCGCGCGAGGGCAGCGACGGGGCUCCGAGCAUGGGGAGCAGCUUCAGCGACCUUGAUGACGCUUCGGUGACACAGUCGGCUCUUGAGGAGGCUCUUGCUAGUCGCAUGGACGGUACUAUUGGUAGUAGGAUGAGCACCAUAGGCCAGGCCAUCCGAAGCCGGUACUUACCCAAGUCGAACCAGCCGUAA
Molecule: messenger RNA, 1311 nt
Organism: Lasiosphaeria miniovina
Lineage: Eukaryota; Fungi; Ascomycota; Sordariomycetes; Sordariales; Lasiosphaeriaceae
Exons: 5
Coding region: 1-1311 (436 amino acids)
Biological process (GO): autophagosome assembly
Cellular component (GO): phagophore assembly site
Source: RefSeq, a predicted model, not a curated record